AUGUUUGACAGGUAGUCAAUGACCUUUUUGACGUAUUGAUACCACUUGCACAAAAGCACCAUCUGAAUACCUAUAAAAACUGAUAUGGGUUGAAAUCAUGUGUUGGUAGAAUGGACACCAUAACCACAUCAUGAAUGACAAAAAAGAGACGAAAGAGUUGAAGAAAUCGCGAACCUUUUUUUCUCCGCCGAAUAAUUUUUCUCCACCAGAUAACAAGCACUUUUUAGCCCGCAGAGAAAGAAUGUUACGUAGCCGCAACUAUAAUUAAAUUUUUCCUCAUUUCAGGACUGAACGUUAUGUGAGAACGUUUAUCAAUAUGUACUUAUUUGGACUUUAUUAUCACAACAGUUCCUGUCAGGUUUUCCUUUUUUGUAAACCUUGUGCGUUUGUUGCAGGUAGUGCUUUUGUAUCAUGAAGUAAGACAAUGUCAGCAGCCAAGUUAGAGGCCAUAAAUAUCUGUUCUUACGAUGAUUAAUCAAGAAAGUUCUUUUUCUUUUUUUUUUUUUAUUAGUAUCUUGCUGUUGGCAGAAGGAAGAACAGCUUACAUGGGCUCAAGAGCUGACGUGAUCCAGUAUUUUGAAGGGUAAGUUUUCCUUAAAAAUAAAGAAAUGUCACUGAAAAGAUGCAUUUUCAUCAUAGAUUUCUUUGUUACCGCUGCACUGAAUUUCAUGAUGAUCGAGAGGCAAUUACAUGAAGGUUUUUCUUUCUUGAGCAGUGCUGAUGGACAGUCUUGAUCAGCCCCUUGUUCAAAGACUAACCUUACUGAUUUUUGUACCGAUGAGGACACUCCUUCGGGCUAAAACUUUUCAAGUUGGUUGGUGUUCAUGAAUACUAACUCGUCAUUAUCGCGAAAAGAACUUCUAUUUCUGAUUCAUAUGAUACUGCUUGGUUUAAACGCGUCAUGUGACCGAAUAUGCACACUAUGAACGCGCCAAAUUUAGGAUCAUUGACAAUCAGGUAUUAAGCUCGACAUAUCUAUUGGUCAUCACGUAUAGAAAUCGAGAGCGAAUAAUCUAAUUGCUUUAAUAUAAAUCUACUUGUCUUUUAAAACUUAGCUACAAGCCAGAGGUUCCUGUUUUUGUGUGUUUACAAUCACACAAUAUUUAAUUUGUGAUAAUUGCAAUUAGGAUUAAUUACUAUUGUUCAGGCACGUUUAUCAGCCGUUGUCUUCUGGUGUAUAUCAUGUUGUUCAUGGGAUACCCUUAAAAAACCCCGAAGGUGCCACCAGUGCCUUGGUUGGGGGUACACGUUCCCCGUUUCUUUUUCCCAGCUGCUGGUUUUCAGGGGUUUUCGUGUCCAGUUUUGGUGCAUUUAGUUUCCUUCAAUCGUAUUAAACAUUUUUAAGCACGUUGGUGUUGAAUAAGCGGCACGGCUGCUUGGCUGGCCAACGCGCCCAGAUGUCAACACUUUGUGCGCCCGUUUGAAUUGUGGAUGCAAAUUGUUUGGUUACUCAUUUUGCUUACUAUUUACUACGGAAUAGAUAGCGAGUGGAUUAGCCAAUCAGAUUGCAGCAUUUGCAAGUAAACGCGAGUAGAUUUAUACUAAUCAGCUUUACAACUAUCAGGUUCAUAUCUUUUUUUGUUAUCACCAACAUAACGGUGUUGUUUUAUUUGUACAGUUUGGGUUAUCCUUGUCCAAUCAAUUUUAAUCCUGCUGAUCACUUCAUUCACACGCUCGCCAUCGUGCCUGGUGAUGAGGAAAACUGUCUCACCAGGGUCAAGGUUAGAGAACAUAGUCUUUUCCUUUACUUCUAAUAGUUAGAUAUGACGAAUUUAGAGUGAAGGUUUGAAUUUGUGCAAAAACUCAAAAUGGUGCACCCGCCACCUUGCGACGUCUUUUGGCGAGAACAAAGGCUAGUAUACUUAUAAUCUCAUUUAUGGAUCACUUAAACAUCUCACUGCCUCCCAGAUUCAUUAGUAAUUCUCCUUACUGUCUGCCAUACAAUUCUUAUGAUAUUAAUUUAGAGAAUUUGGUAUUGGAUCAACUAAUAAUCCCCUAAUUGAUAUUUUUCUUUAUUCUCAUCACUUGUUCGCUUUAUGAUGUGAUGAUACUGUAAGGAGAAAUUCUGUCUUGGUCACUCGUAAGAGUUAAAGGGUUAAAAGCAUCCACAAAUUACAAUUCUGCAUUGACAUAGGAAAGGGUUAGGGGACUCAAUCAUUUGUUAGUCUUACACAAUUCUUUUUGUUGCAUUUUUUUCUUUGUUUUUCUUUUUGUUGUUUUUCAACAAAAAGAACGUUCCUUUUUCAUUCACAAAAUAUCUCCUAUUGAACAUUUAUUACAAUACAUUCGUGUUUACCAAUUUUGAAUGUUGUUCAGGUAAUCUGCGAUGCGUACAGGGAAAAUAACACUGACUCAAUUUCUUCAGAAUCCUUGGGAAAACAAGUAAGUGCAACAAAAUAGAAAAUUGACAAUCAAUUAGUUAAAUAAUAAAUAACAUCUACUGAUAAAAGAAGAGACUCGUUAUUACUUUUCAGUCGGCACACGAACCUUUCAUCCAGAUUAUUUCGUGACCCUUACAGCCACAUUCACUACCGUAAAAAAAUACAGUGUUUAAAGACCAAAAACAUCACCACAAAAUACAGGAGAGUAUUGUUUCGGUAAUGUAUGUAUUGCAAUGCUCUACCAGGCCAAAUAUGGCCAAAUCAAUUUUCCCAGUCUUCUUACAUGACCGGCGUUGCUUCAUUUGUGACUUGAAAUGGCAUGUUUUUUUUUUUAGGAUUCUUUCAAAGAUGAAGUUUACACACGUUCACCGUAAGAUUUCUCUCUACGUUUAACUAUCUAAUAUUCACUGGCACGAUUAUAGCUUUUAGACCCAUUAUCUUUCCUCAUACUGAUGUUACCGGUGUGCACGACUCGUGUCUGCAUCAGUGUAGCACAAGUUGAGCAGCGCAAAGGAGUGGGGGGGAAAGGAGAGGAAGAGGUGGGAGGGGGUAUCCCUGGUUGCUCGCUGGCUCCCUUUUAAUUAUCAAAGAGUUUAGUAAGUACUCAUAAUGACAAUAUGACAUGUAUAGAAAACAUCUUUUGGUUUUAGAUUUCAAACUACAAUUUUUCUCUUUCCUCCCCCCCACUUUGUAGUCUGACGUGGAGAUUUGUCGCGUACUUUUGUUUUUUGUUUUGACGGAGUCGACAUAGUUGUUUUUGAGCUCUCGUUCAUGCAGAUUUGUUACCCCAUUUUUUGGAAUUUUAAGAAGUUCCAGAGUAUUUAUUUCAGCCAAAUGUUGUGGUUCAUUUAACAAGUUUAAUACAUAUUCUCUACGGAGUUUCUAUUUUCUACUAGCCUCUAUUUUCGUGAUGGGUUUUUACAACCUUUUUAAAUUAAAAAAACUUACGCCCUUGUGACUUCUUAUAAAUCAGCUAAAGCAUCUUUGUACAUUAAAUUACGAAUUCUGUCAGAGCCCUCUUUCACAUACACUCGUGAUAUCGUAGGCAGCCGUUGUUUGAAAAGCUUUCUUUCGUGACGAGAACAACGAACGGUUAAAAACUAGAGGUGACGUGACACAAAUUUUCGUCUAAUCUGCUGUAAAAUGAAUUCCACGCGCUGAAUUCAGUAUUUUUUGGGGCUUACACGUGCACACUGUUAGAAAAUCAUCCCUUGAGUCUUAGGUCAUAUUUUGCUUUAUUUCCCAUAUAGGUACAAAGCAUCUUGGUGUCAGCAAUUUCGCUCAGUAUUUUGGAGAUCCUGGUUAACCAAUAAUAGAGAUGUCAUGAUUUUUAGAAUCAGACUUUACCAAAGUAUAGUAAGUAACGUUGACUGACGACUAACUUAUGGUUGGGUGCAUUGAAAGCAAUUCCGAGAGAUAAGGUCUGAAAACAGAUUUAAGGCUCUGUAUGUUCCUAUAUGCAAUUGCUUUAAUUGCAGUUUACGUGCAUAUUAAGUGCCCCUUGUACAUUCAAGAGCCAUGAUUUAAUAUUCAUAAAGUAAUUCGAGAAAAAAAGAGAGUGACAAGUUUAAAAAAAAAAUCUGCGAAGUUGUCUUAUUUUAUUUUGAAAAUGGCGUUUAAGUUGUCUUGUAACUCAUCAUCCUGCAUGCUUGAUUGCACGAGCUGAUGAUCCUGAAGUUUACCAGGGUUAUGGUGCCAUUUUUGAGACCAUUUUUAUAAUAAAACAGUAGUUUAAGCAUCAAAAUGGCAGCGUAAUACGUUUGUUCAAGAAUAUAAAAGUUUAGAGCAGUUUUAUUGACAUCGGAAGGUAGAAAUAAAAUGACUACCGUGCCGUGCAAAUUUUUUUUCGUUAACAUUUAUGACUAAAUAGAUUAAUGGAAAGUUUUAUUAAUAAUUUAGCUCAAAAUGAUAGGCUUGUUCUAUUAAUCAUUGCACAUGUGCAGUCUCAGGAAAGAUUACAAACAUUUGACAAGGAUACUGUUUUUCGAUUUAGUUUCACUGAGAACAAUCUUUUCUAUUAAAAUCAAAGCUUGAUGACUAAGUAAAUUUAUAUUGUGAAAUGAUCUGCUUUAUUAUAAUUUCUUUCUGUUUUCUGUGUGUAUCUUUUCCCUUUUUUUCUCUUUGUUUAGUUCGUAGGUCUUUUAGCAGGGAUUAUCUACUUCCGGACCAAGAUUAAUCAAUCUGGUAUCAUCAACAUCGCUGGAGCGAUUUUCUUUCUGAUAACUUCCACGACGUUUAAUAACAUGGGAUCAGUUAUCUUUGUGAGUAUCCGGGCCUUCAUCAUAUUAGGUUAAAGAAACUACUAUCACGGUUGUACAUCUGGGCAAUCUCAUCUCGAUUUCAAGAUAGCCACUCAGAAACAGCGAGCAUCUCCAUGUUAUUUUACUGCCUACACUAGCUUGUUAUAUAUAUCUCUCUAAUCUUUUCAGGAAAGCUAAUCGUUACAAAAGCAAUUGGCUUUUAUAUACAAUUGGUUCCUUGUUUCUUUUCAGACGUUCCCGCAAGAGCUUUCUGUGUUCUUACGGGAACACCAUAACGGCAUGUACCGUUCGGAUGUUUACUUCUUGUGCAAGACCACUGCUGAGGUAAGGAUGAAUAAGGACUCAAAAGGUAAAAGAGAUAAAGACUACAUUCGCGAUUUUUGAUUGGAUGAAACACUUUCCUCACGUCUGAGAAAGUGUUUCCGUGAUUGUGACUGGAUGAAGAAAUGUCCUUAUGUUUUUUUUUACAUGCGAUGGGUUCCAUCCAAAAUUCUUUGUAAGUAUUAAAAAAGAAAAAAUAUUCAGUAACAGCCCCUGCUGAAACGAUAAAAAAAGUAUUUUUCCUUUGUCGCCAAAGGAAAAAGACUUUUGCUAAACGUUACAAUGCAUUAAGACUUACACUUAUGGCUGUUUCACUUUUUUUAUUGUCGUUUUGUCCUGUGGAGAAUACCUUUGCCAUCACGACAACAGACAAAAACAAGAUCAAAUCAAGAAACUAACCGUUCAGUUUGUAAUCAUCUUGUACUCACUAACUUUUAUUUAUCUUUAGGCGCCUUUAUUUUUGCUUAAUCCUCUCUUCUUGAUGGCCAUCGCGUACUGGAUGAUAGGUGAGUGAACUUAGGACACGAAUGAAAAUUUAUGUAGGUGAAUAAGACAAACGUCCACCAAACAUUUUUCCAAGUUUCUCUUGUCUCUCGGCCAAAUGAUUUAAUAACAUGACCUACUGUAGCAUCACUUUUUAUGGUAACUGUUCUUCAUUUGGUUUUUAUUUUGUUUUUUUUUUCUCAGGUUUGCGUCAACAAAUACUUAGGUUUCUCUACGCGUACGGAAUCCUGGCUUUGAUCAGUAUGGUGGCUGUAUCUUAUGGUUUGUGGUCACUCGUUUCCUUGCGUGUACGAAAGGACAAGUUUUGUUUACAUGUCCUUCUCUAGAGCAUCAGUGAAACUCGAAGAUUGACAUCCAAGGAUACCAGAAUCAUUAAUCGCAUAGCUCGUUUCAGGUUUAAGGUUGCUUUCUCGAAUACUAGUGUGUUUGAAAAGCCCUUGAUACAAGCACAGUUCUUUCCAAACAGUACGACGAGCGGAUAUUUCGUCCACGAAUCCCAAUAUGGACAGAGGAUUAUUAUCUGUUUCAUCAGCUACACUGUUAGCCAACUUUAUAAUUUUUUGUGCUCUAGGUUACAUGAUUUCCACACUUUCCCCGACAGUAGCGACGGCCUCGUCUAUCAGUGCACCCUUACUUCUUCCGCUGUUGUUACUAGGAGGCUUCUACGUAAAAAACACGUAAGUGGCGAUGGUAAUUGAAACCUAACUCAGUGCAGAAUAAAUACUUAUUGAAGAACCUACCGUUUUGAAAUAGUUAAAUCCAAAACAGGAAGAGUUUACCCUGCCUAAUUAUGGCUCAGGCAUGGAACUCCUAUUGACCAUUGAUUUUAAAACUUUCGUAGUUCCAUUCAAGUUCGCUUGCAGUUAAUUCCACAUUAAGUUUGAAAAUCUUCAUGGAAGACACGGUUACCUAAUGUAAAAGUCUCUGAGUUUAUUUCCUAGGCGAUACUUUUUACUCUCACGGCCAUUUUCUCCAUCCAGGAGUACGAGAUACCGGCUAAAGGAAUCUUUCGAAAUGGUUGGAAUUUGAAAGAGUUGGGAUGCGGGGAGGGGGAUUUACCUGCCAUGGUCCACAUCCAUUCAGGGGUCGUAGCAAACCUUCUAAUCGCUUCAUACUAUGGGAACCAGAAUAAGCCCGGGACUGUAGGUCCACUUGGCUUUUGCCAAAGGCCACUCUGUGUUAAGGUGAUACACCUUCUUCUGUGUUAAGGUUAUACAUCUUUUUAUGGUAUGUCGGUUAUAACUAGAAGACAAAGAUUCAGUUGCUUUUUUCUCGUUUUCUUGCUAUUUUGACCUGGAGAUAUUUUCUCCUUUAUAGGACGGUGCCAGUAUGGCUUUCUUGGUUGCAUUACCUUUCAUGGUUCAGCUAUGGAUUUGAAGCUAUGCUUGUCAACCAAUGGAAUGGUUAUGGUGAUAAAAGUAAGUUUUUAUUCUAGUGUAACUCUGAGUAUAUGCGAAUAAUCAAUGGCAAUGAAACUUGGCAAUUUUCGACUAACAGUUUUUGUGAACGGCCACAAAAGCUGGAUCUUAUCCCUGUGUCUGAACCAUGGAGCGGUUUUUAUAAGAUUGGCCUCAGAUCAACCGAGGAUCUUGAAUUGUUGUCGCUUACACGAUUUUGAUUCCUACUUUUACAGUUUGUUCUGGGAAAAAUAAUACAGAUUGCAUUGGUGGAGAACAAGUUCUUCAUGACCUCGGCUUAAAGAAGGUUGGUAAAACAUCCACUAAUUAUUUCAUUGCAGUCAUAGAACAAGUUGAAUAAUGGCGACCUUUUCAGUGUAGCUUUGACUCUGCAUAUCAAGUCUGCUUCAAAACCUUCCUUUAAAACGCCACUUUUCUUCAAAAGAAAAUCUCCAUUAUUCGAGAUUUUCUCCUCCAUUAACCCAAGUUUUCCAUGAAUUUUUUUCUUCAAUUUAUUUGAACUUAACUAGGAACACUUUCUCGAGUAGAUAUCUGUUUACAAAAUGGUGGUUGUGUAGUUUCAGUCAAGAGAAAAAAAAUAUGUUUUUUUUCCUCAGAAAAGGAUUUCCACAACGAGUGAAAACACUAUGUCAGUCCUUCGAAUAAAAAGUCCAUAUCGCACUCCUGGCUAUAGCACUUAAGAACAGGUUAUAUCUUCCUGGAAUUUAGAAAAGAGGGAGCACGGAAUAUCGUGAAAGCGAAAUCAAAUCUCUCUAUGGAAAUCGUCUGUCAAAUUUUUUGGAAUGUUUUAAUCGUUGUUUACCUUUUUCCACAGGAUAACGAGGUUAUAGACAUCUACGCAUUAUUGGCACUCACCAUAGGAUUCCGUUUCAUUGCGUAUCUAUUUCUCUUGAAAAAAGCUUACAAGAAACCCUAAUCAACAAAAUCAACAGACGUGAAGGCGUGAAUGUUCAACAGAAAGUCACGUCUUCUUUUAUACACCAUAGUAAACCACGUCCUUUCAAUGAAAAUAAAAUGUAAAGUAAAGCAAAACAGCUACGUUUAUGAAUAAAUAAAUUGAU
Molecule: messenger RNA, 7946 nt
Organism: Pocillopora meandrina
Lineage: Eukaryota; Metazoa; Cnidaria; Anthozoa; Scleractinia; Pocilloporidae
Source: the annotation of a GenBank genome assembly